Molecule: messenger RNA, 6840 nt
Organism: Drosophila navojoa
Lineage: Eukaryota; Metazoa; Arthropoda; Insecta; Diptera; Drosophilidae
Gene: Helz
Product: Helicase with zinc finger
Biological process (GO): regulatory ncRNA-mediated post-transcriptional gene silencing
Cellular component (GO): cytosol; P granule
Molecular function (GO): protein binding; metal ion binding; helicase activity
Source: RefSeq, a predicted model, not a curated record
UCAUGAGCGAUACAACACUAGUACAUACAUAGCUUAUUUUUAACAUUUUUCGACGUGAGAUGUGCAUUUUCUAUCAUAGUUUGUGCUUAACCAUGUAAAAUUAAAUUAGACUUUAGUGUAGCAUUAUUAACAGUUAUUGCAAAGUAAGCAGAAGCUGGUAUAUAAGUGUAAAUUGUUAGCUUAAGCAAGUGCCCAUAUACAUCCAUACUGCGAAUCCAUUAAAAAAAGAGGACUGUGUAGGGGCUUGAAGGAAAGGCAGCAGGACUUCUUUUCAGCUCGCAGCAUUCAUCGAACUUCGGCGAACUUGUCUGGCCAAUUGAAGGCUGCCCUCAAUGGCCGCUGAAAAGGAGAUGCAGGCGCAUGACAUGGUGCGACGGCGAAGCUGGGCGCGUGCUGUGACACUUUACGAUCAAAUACUCUCGGCCAGUGCGAACCCACAGCCACAGCCGCAAUCACAAGGGCAGCCGAAUGGAACGACACGAGUGCAGAAGGAUCAGCAAAUCGCCUGCCUGCUUGGACGUUGCGAGUGUCUCCUGGAGCUGGGCAAAUACGAAGCGUGCCUGCAAGAUGCGUACAAAGUGCUGACUCUUCUUUCAGAGCAGACGGAGUGUUUGGCAAGCGUCUCGCGGGCGCGCCGUUGGCUGGUGCACGCCCUAUUCAAGCUGCACAAGUACUCGGAUGCAGAACAGUUUCUGAGCAAGUGGAUAAAUGAAUUAAGUGGCCAGCAAAUCUUUUCGGACAUAUCGAAAACUCUUGAGCGGUAUAAAUCAAUUAUACAGAUGAUUAUGAACGGACAGAACAAAUUACAGACGCAAUCGCAGAAAAUUCCUCAUGCACGCCUUGAGGAUGAGAUGGCAAUACUGGACACCAAGCUCGAUCACUGGGCUACAAACAAUCUGCCCCUGGAUAAGUAUAGCAAGCUACUUAGCAACAAAGGAUUAAAGAAACGCGAGCAGCAGCAACAACAGCAGCAACAGCAACAGAAUGGCAGCGGUAGCUUCAGCAGCAGCAGCAGCAGCACCGGUAGCAGCAGUACCAUGUCCACUUCCAGCUUGAACACCAAGAAUAUUGAACUGCUGUCGGCAAUUAAGCUGACUGGCGUUAAGCAUUCAUCAGUAGAUGCUGUACCCGAUUCGGAUCAAGCAGCGCACUCAACAUCAACAAUAACGUGCAGUUAUUGUGCCAUCAACUUCCAAACACGGAACGAAUUGAGGCAACAUUGCCAGACUGAAAGCCACCAGAAAGUGAUAAUGAGUGAUGAGGGUCGCGACUGGAAAUGGCGUCCUCCACCUCGGGGUUACACGUUAGACACUUAUAGCCUCUGCGAGACAUUCGCGGAAGCACAGACAUGCCAUUACGGAGCUCAAUGCGUUGAGGCUCAUGGUUUGGACGAACUGAACGAGUGGAAGGAACGAUUUGAGUAUCGGCGAAUGCGUGUGCAAAAGGCUUGUGAGAAGGAGCUAUAUGGAAAGUCAUACACGGAACAAGUGCUCGAACGAUGGAUUCAAGCCACAGCCCCGGAGCGCAUAAUGUGCGAGAAAGUUGCGGACAUAGAAGCGAAAUGUGAGCAGCAAUUGGUUACCAGCAUCAGCUCAAAGACUUCUAAACGUGAAUGGCUGUUCCAGCUAGAGACAUUGCGGCCGCUGAAGGCGGUUGCUCUGCUACAGGACGCGCAUCGCAAUCAUUUUGCAAUCAAGUCCAUCAAGCUGGGCCAAUCCACAGGCGAUGCGGAGGUCAAUGUAGAAUUAAAGUCUGAUCAGGAGUGGGUGUCUUCUACAUUACCUGAGAGCCAAGAAAGCACGACACCAUCUAAGCUCGUUAGCGCACAUGAAGUUACUGUUGAAUUUCACACUGAAAUUUACGGCACAUUUCGGCAGUCGGUUUGUUUCGAUAUCGGCCAGGAGCCUUUGCUGGUACGUCAUCUUUGCGUUGAUGUGUUACCUGUCAGCGAUGCCGAAAAAAUCGAGGAAAUCAAGCGCGAUAUUAUAAACAGCUCGGCCACUCGAUGGGAUGUUUCUAACACCAAGUUGACUCGCUUUGAGACCACGAUAGGAACGCAUUUGAAAACGGAGGCCUAUCUCAGUGACUUGCAGCACGAACGCGAGCUUUUAGAGAGAUAUCCCUGUCCACGUGCUGCCACCUUUACGUUAACACAGUCCACUAUUGUGGAGAAACGCCUGACGCAAAACAACUACCGCUCACGUAUACACGAGUUGCUUUACGUUGAGGAGAUCGCUCGUUAUGAGCAAAUCGCACGGUAUAACGUGCGCACCCGGCUGACAGUUGCCUCGAAUUAUAUAUUGACACCGGCGGGAAUGGCAACUAGUACGGCGAAAUAUUCGUUAGCCGGUGAGCUUUUCGCAUUGAUGCGCCUGGGCAAAGACAUUUCAGAGGAUACUUCACCGGGUCGCCUGAUUUUAUCGAACUGCAGCAGCGUUUAUAUUUCAGCGCCGGAGGAAACAACAGCUAAGUCCGAUAAAUCAGAUAAACCGGAGCAGCGCGCCGUUUACGAAGCACUUAUUGAAGAUAAGGGAAAGAAUGUAAUAUAUUUGAAGCUGUCGUCAAAAUGUGUCGAAGCAAUGGGCCUGCAAGCGGACACGGAGCUGGACGUAGAUAUACAGUUCCAGCUUAAUCGCAUGCCAUACUGCGAGUGGCACAACGCUGUGGAUAAAAUAACCGACUUUCGUUUAAUAUUUCCCGCAACUGAACUGGAGCCAGCCAUACCCUGGACACCUAAAAAGCAAUGGGCUGAUGCCUGCGAACCUAAGCUGAAUGCAAAACAGCGCGAGGCGGUCAACGCCAUUACAACGGCUUUAAGUAUUAAGCUGCCCCCAAUAUUACUUAUCGGACCGUUCGGCACGGGCAAGACAUAUACACUGGCUCAGGCAAUUAAACAGCUCCUUGCCCAGCCAGAAGCCAAGAUACUCAUCUGUACGCAUUCCAAUUCAGCGGCAGACCUGUAUAUUAAGGAGUACCUGCAUCCGUGGAUUGAGGAGGGACUCACGGAAGCGACGCCACUGCGAGUUUACUACCACAAGCGUUGGUCCGCGACCGUCAACAGUGUAGUGCAAAAAUAUUGCAUAACCGAUGGCGUUGGCAACUUUCGACGGCCUAGCGUUGAAGACAUAAUGCGACAUCGCAUCAUAGUUGUCACCCUGAGUAUCAGCAUGGAGUUGGCUUCGCUCGGUUUGCCCAAGGGUCUAUUCACCCAUAUAUUUUUAGAUGAGGCAGCGCAGGCGAUGGAAUGUGAGGCGAUUAUGCCGCUGGCUCUGGCCAACGAUUCCACUCGAAUUGUACUGGCUGGAGACCAUAUGCAGAUGAGUCCCGAGCUCUUCUCUGCGUUUGCAAAGGAACGCAAAUUGCAUAUUUCACUGCUUGAACGACUUUACGACCACUAUCCUUCGAACUUUCCCUGUAAGAUUUUGCUUUGCGAGAACUACCGUGCGCAUGAGGCCAUUAUAAAAUUCACCUCGGAGCUAUUUUACGAGCAAAAGCUUGUAGCAUCUGGUAAGCAACCGCGUCAUGAACGCUUUUACCCCCUCACAUUUUUUACAACAAGAGGAGAGGAUGUACAAGAUAAAAACUCUACAGCAUUCUAUAACAAUGCUGAGGUCUACGAAGUCGUAGAACGUGUCUCGGAACUGCGCAAGCGGUGGCCAAGUGCUUGGGGCAAGCUGAAUGACACUAGCAUCGGAAUUAUGACUCCGUAUGCGGAUCAAGUUUUUCGCAUUCGUUCCGAGCUGAGGAAACGUCGCAUGGGCGGAAUAUCUGUGGAACGCGUUCUCAAUGUGCAGGGCAAACAGUUCCGUGCAGUGUUUCUGUCCACAGUGCGAACAAGGCGGACAUGCUUGCCGCAAGGAAGCAAUCCCGGUGCGGGGGGUGCGGCCAUUUCCGCAGCCAGCAUAGGUGACGCUGAUACCGAUUAUGGCUUUCUAAGCAACUCAAAGCUUUUGAAUACUGCGAUUACGCGAGCGCAAUCUUUGGUGGCUGUUGUUGGCGAUCCGGUAGCUCUCUGUUCCAUAGGACGAUGUCGCAAGGUCUGGGAGCGGUUCAUUGAAAUAUGCGAUGAGCACAAGUCACUGUUUGGAUUGACUUGGUCAAACUUGCGAUCCCAGCUAGAUGGCGUCGAAAUGAAGCGCGGCUAUGUACUCAAUCCAUUAGCUCCCGAAUUCGUUCCUCGUGCUCUACAACCGGAGGCAUACUUACGCGAGCAAGCAGCUCUGUACCUAAAUGCUCCAGCACACGUGCCACCUGGCAGUCAGCCGCCUCAUUAUACUGCCAACGCUGGCAUGGGUCCCGGGCCGUCUGCGCAUCAAAUGAAUCAAAUGGCCGCAGCAAUGGCUGCCAAUCAUAUGUAUUCCACUCAUAUGGCUGCAAUGAUGGCGGCAGCAGUAGCCGCUGGCGGUAAAUCUUCCAACGGACCGUCGCCAGGACCAGGCCCGGGACCUGCCGGACAUAUUCGUGGUCAUAUGGGAAUGCGUGGCCCGCCAACUAACGGACCACCUCCCGUGCCACCACAUAUGCGACAGUCUCAGCCAGGAAGUGGAGGACCUCCGCCCCCGCCAUAUGGUCAGUACGCAGCUAUGCAGCAUUGGCGGCCACCCGUCGCCCCACAACAGCCUCAACAGCAGCAACAGAAUCCCAAUGCCAGUCUCUGGGGUCCACCACCUCAAACCAAUCCCUGGAGCGUCUUACCACCCAACAAACAGCAGCCACCUCAGCAGUCCAAUGCUCCAGGCCGUGGCCCGGGACCAUUGCCCCCUCCAGCUUUGCGAGGAGGCAGUGUGCCGCCGGCUGCAGCCAAUGCAACCUCUGCGGCGCAACUACUAAGGAAUCCAAGUGAGCUCGGCUACUUGGCUAAAAAGACGCUUUACAAUCAUGGCCAGGCGCCACCAUCCCAACAGCCCCUUCCUCCACAACACCAUCUGUACGGGCAGCCACCAAUACCAAUUCAACGAGGAAGCAGCGUUCCCAAUGGGCCAAUGAGCCCAAUGGAAAACGGGCCGCCACCCUAUCUGCGUCAUAAUGGCACUGCGGCAGGUUAUGCCAACUACGAUAAGUCCGCAGGUCCACCUCAGCAACCCCCACCUGCACCCUAUAUGUACACGGCCGGCAAACAGCCGUCGCCAAGCAACUUGCGCUUUCCGGCUGCGCACGAGCUUCUGCCUCCCAACAUGAGUAUCUAUGAGAUGGCGUUCAGCUCUAAAGAAGAACAGUAUAAGUGGUACCUCAAACUACUUGAGUCAGCGGGUCAAGAGGCAGCUAACAAGUUCGGCGAUAUGCUGCGCCAAGUGAUGACCACGUUGCAGCAACAGGGUCACCAAUCACAACACCAUCCGCAAGGACACAAGCCCCAGCCACCGGUAGCACCGGGACCGCCGAUGAUAUCUAAUCCACAUGCUGUUAUGGGGCCACAGCCGCAGCGGGCACAGUAUCCAGUAAUUUACACUGGACAGGGUCAAAACCUGAAUCAGCAGCCAGUGGACUCGUCGCCGCCCUUGGACAACUUUAAUCAGCAAAUAGAUCUUGUGUUCAAUUCGAUCAUGAAUGGGGCCAAUGACAUCGCACAACCCAUUUUGCGGGACGUUCUUGGCAUGGUAGGCGUAUCGACAUCGACAGCGGGUACCGGGGCGAUGCCACUCUCAAAUGGCAUGAUGAAUGGCGGAGAUUUGCAGCAUCAGCAGCAGCAACAACAGCAACAACAAAGUCGCCUCUUUAGUAUGAUGCAGGGUCAACAGCAGACACAACCAGCAUCUCUGACUAUGGGAAAACAUGGCCCAAACGCUGGUCAGUUGCAGCCGUUAGCUAUGUAUGCCAACCAUAUGACUGGACCGUUGCAGGGAGCAGGUGUCCACCCAGGCUCUAACAGCAAUGCUGGUGUAUCUAACUUCAUGAACAAUGCCGGAAACACCUUACUGAACGACAAGCCGUUUAACAAUUUUAAUAGUCAUAAUAAUGGUGGACAGAACACCAAUGGCCUUCAUAAUAAUGGCAGCUCUGUUCCGCUCUACCGGCGCCAGGCAAUGACCGGCAAUGGUGGCAACAAUUACAACAAUAUGCCCGGUGUUUUCGCCAAUUUGGACACGAGUGCCAACCUGAUUGAGGUCUUGUUCCAAGCCAACAAUACGGCGUCCGAGCACUCGAACAAGUCCGAUCCCAGCCACGGUCUGCUCUACAAUAACUACAACACAAUCAAGAGCGGUCAUGAUCUGGACUUGUUCUCCAAUGUGGCACCACAGACUGCUCAACAAUCCUCUACCGACGCCGUCAACCAACCGCAGUCCUCAGCAACCACGUAUGCGGCUGUGCUAAGUCAAGGGCCGCAAGCAGCUUCCGCACAUCAGCAGCCAACAAUGAAUUCAGCACGGCCACUUCAUGCUUCGAAAUCCUCCCUUACAGCGAAUGACAUGGAAAAAGACCCAUUUGCGGCCAUACGAGAAUUGGGACAGGCAACAUCUGGCUUCUACAACUAUUUUCAGUGAUUACAUGUAAUGGACGUCGUUGAAUGCCGCCGCCUGCUGCACGUGGCAUCAACGCCAUAAAUAAAAGACUUUAGGGUCUUAAAGAAAAAAAGAAAAAAAAAAAUUGAAAAAUUAGAAAAACUCAAAAACAGAUCAUGAAUUGCUUGUUAAUUUUAGCUCUCCCUUUGCUUUUUUAAUCAGAAUUAAUUUAAAUAUGUAGGUUUAAUUAUUAUUACAAUUAUUAUAUAUUAUAUACAUAUGAUUAUUAAUUAUAAAUGCCGCAGCAGGCCGAUCCGCCCUAUGCACGCCCUUGGCGCUGUCAUUUCGUAUGUCGCAGGGUCGCUCUGAGCACCCAGCCUUUAAAACUAAAAAACAAAAA